This is a messenger RNA of Porites evermanni, 2137 nucleotides long. The record is from the annotation of a GenBank genome assembly. Lineage: Eukaryota; Metazoa; Cnidaria; Anthozoa; Scleractinia; Poritidae.
AUGGUUUGGUCAACGGAAAUUACAAUCAGAGUAUACACCGAAGCAUCAAAAAUGAAACCGGCCGAUGUCAACGAGUCUAAUGAACAUGCUGUUUGGAGAAUCUUGUACGGUAAACAAUCAGCCCCCACCAAGUAUAAAUUGAAGGUAGGAGAUCAAGUCAAGGUCACUAAGCACAAGCGAAUCUUUCAGAAAGGUUAUCUGCCAUCCUGGACGGAGGAGACAUUAUCCAUUGCCCAACGAAUUCCCCGAGACCCUCCAGUGUAUCGCCUAAAGGAAGCAGACGGUGAUUUCAUUCAAGGCACCUUUUAUGAGCCAGAGCUACGGAAAGUACUAGAAAAGCCAGAUCACUUGUUUCGCAUUGAAAAAACUUUAAAGUAUCGUGGAAAAGGUGCUUCCAAAGAAGCGUUGGUUCAUUGGAAAGGCUGGCCCAAGAAAUACGAUAGUUGGAUUCCUUAUAAGCAGCUGGUGUCGUUACAGUAAACAUGAAACAGGAUGGAGAUUUUUACGUUAUACUUCCUAGUAAUGCCAAUACGAACUUAUUUCGUACCAACUCAGCUUCGUAUUACGGUCUUGCAUUACCUCGUCAAAUUCAUUUACCAGACGAAGAAGAUUGGGAAGUUGGACUUCAUCAUGUCAUUUAUCCAUUCUCUUGGUUCGAAGUCCCUCACCAAUGCAACCACCCCCAUCUCAUGUUGCGGCGAUUCAGAAGUCAGCACAUUGAAGAGUUCACCUUACCUGUUGAACGGUAUCGAGCAGCAUUAGAUGUGGUAGAAGGAUUGUUUUAAUGCAUGAACAAAGCCCCCACACCCUGGCACUUGAACAUAGCUAUUGAUAAUGAGUGGAACAUAACAAUCACAUCUCAAGACGUGUGGAUAAUGGUGACAGCCCCUGUUGCCCAAGCACUUGGAUGGAUAAACAGUGAAAACAAACCUCGUCAAGUAGACACGAUGGGUGUAAAAAUGAAUCCCUCAUUGGUCAAUGAUUUUGGACUAUACGAGGUGUGUGCUGCCCAUCCGUAAGUCUAUCACUUUUCGGGGUACCUAUGAAAUACCUCAGACAGUCUCUCUUUGUCGCUGUAAACACAGAGUAGUCCAAGUACACAAGAAUCUGAUCGAGCCUUGGCAGGUCGGUGACACACGACUGUCUUUGUUACACGAAAUGGUACCACACGGUUCAUUCCGACAGACAGUUAUGGAGCAACCUGAACACAUAAUCUAUCUACCCUUGAGAACCAAGACAUUUCAAACGAUUGACAUCUGUUUAACAAGUGGAUGUGGUCAGCCUAUAUCAUUUCAAGGUGGAACAAUGAACGUUGUGCUACAUUUUCGGAGAAGAACAAGAUGAGUAGUAGUUUUUACGUCGUGGUAGCCAGUGAUGCGAGCAUAGAUCAGUAUCCUGAGAACACACCUUCCAGUUUCAAAAUGCAACUCCCAAGUCAACUGCAUUUGAGUGAGGAUUGGGAAGUGGCCAUGACGCAUAUUAGUUACCCACAUACUUGGGAAAAUAUACACAGCAAUCAGGUGUCCUAUCUUUUACGUUACAAUGGUGAAAAGGAAUGGACCUUACCGAUUUAUUUACCCCGAGACACAUGCAGAACAGUCGAGGAUUUGAUCAGUGGUAUGGUGACAGGAUUAGAAAGUGCCUUUCAGACAUUUAUAUCAAGAGUGGAAAGAGGAUCAAACGUCUUGGAGGCAAAGAAUGUUUCCACAUUCACGAAAAAGUCAAAUAUUACUAUGAAUUGUACUUACCCACAGGAUUUCAAGUGAUAUUACCCAAGAACCUGGCUCGAACUUUAGGGUAUUUGAACCAUCGAGAUCUCGUACCAGCCCUUGAUCGCACCAGUAGUCCUACAUCUGUUCAACUAAAUAAGAACCAGAGUGUGACCCUUACAGCUACCACCACCACGAUACGACGAAACGACGAAUUGGUAUGGGGAAUGUUAAGCAAGCAUUCGUUUCAAACCAUGUAUGUCUACUCUGACCUAAUAGAGUCCUUAGUGGUAGGGGAUGUACAAGCCAAUCUGCUGCGUAUGAUAUUACCUCGCGGUCAGCCGGGUGAAAUGGUAGCAGACGAAAUCAAACGCCCUACCUAUCAUCGAUUGCGAACAUCUAUUUUCUCCUCGGUGGAAAUGAAUUAA